This is a messenger RNA of Scutellospora calospora, 327 nucleotides long. The record is from the annotation of a GenBank genome assembly. NCBI's taxonomy places the organism in Eukaryota, Fungi, Glomeromycota, Glomeromycetes, Diversisporales, Gigasporaceae.
AUGAAACGUGGCAAAGUCGAAACUCGAACUAGAGAUGGGCAAAAUGUAUUAUGCAUGAUGAGCAUGAUACACGUGAUCAAGAUUGAUUUCAUGACUAUUGAUCGAACUCUUCGUCAACUUCAAUUGGAUAAUGAUAAUUAUGAUUAUAUACGUGGCCAACCAAAAAAAUCAGGAGCUGGUAAUGGUAAUUGGGGUGUUCUUGGUGACGAGAUUAAUGUUAUAGGACAAUUCUUAACAUCGUCGACAUUAGCAAUUAAUCCCUCAUCUCACAUCAGGGUAAUUACGGCGGAAGAAUUUGGUAAAAUAAAAGUUGCCGCGAUGAUGUGA